UAAUUUUUUUAAUUAAUUAAAUUAAUAUUUUUUCAAAAUGAUAAAAUCCAUAACAUUAGAGUUAAGACCCAGACUUCAAAUAUGUAAUGCUUUUAUUCAUUUAAAUAAAAAAGUAAAUUUAACAGAAAUUAAAAUAAAACUUUCAAAGGAAAGUAUAGAAAUAACAAUAGAAAAUAAUACAGUAACUUUUUUAACAAAAUUUGUAAAAUUAAUACCUGAUUCAUUAUCAACUUUAAACAUAACAAAGAAUUGGAUUUGUUUUCGAGCUCAAAUUGUAUCUGAUCCUAUUCUUGGAUCUUCCAAAACACAAAUAAUUACUAAUACAACAAUAAAUAACAAUUUUUUAAAAAAUUCUAUAAAAAAUACUGAAUUAUUUAAUGCAAAUAAGUGUAAUAUAAUGUGUAGUUGCUGCAAAAAUAUUCUUUCUAAAGAUAUACAUAUUAAAAGAGUUUUGCCUGUGCCAAAUAUGAAUUAUGAUCCAGAUGAAUGGUUUUGUUGUAAACAUAAUCAUAAAAAUAUUAUACAUAAUUUAAUUCCAUUACAAUCUGAUAUCUUUUAUGGAUCAUUAUUUUUUAUCAUUCAUACAAGUUUGUUUAAUCAUCAUUUAAAAAUAAAAGAAAAUGCUGUGAUUUGUAAUAGAUGUUUACAAUAUAUAGGAAAAAUUCAUACCGAUACUUCAUUUAAAUUAUGGAGUUGUGCUGUGGAUUAUAAUUUAUUAAAUAAUUCAGAAAUAAAAAAUGCAACAGAUCCCUUUAAUGAUUUUUUGCUUGCUAUUAAAACUUCAAUGACUGGUAUUUUUGGUGAAGAAAUAAUUUUGCAAUGUUUUAUGGGAAAAGAAACUCACUCUCUCAUUUUAAAACCAAUGGAUUGGCAUUUAAAUUUAAUGAUUGAACCUAAGGAAAUUUUGUAUAAUAAUGUUAUAAAUUUGCAAAAAGUAUCAGUUGUAAAAGUAUUAUAUAAAUAUGAAACAAACAAAAAUAUUUCUAAUUCUAUAAAUAAAUCAUAUUGUGAAGUAAGUUUUUUAGUAAUAAAAGCAGGUUUGAAACAUUUAUUAACAUCAACAAAACGAUUUCCACAACUUCAUAGGGUUGCUAUUGAUUGCUAUAUUGGACAUAUAUAUUUAGAAAAUUCUAUAAACAAUAGUUAAUCAUAUUUUUUAUAUUUUUAAAAUAUUGAAAAUUCUAAUAUUUGUAUAAUCUUUGUAUAUU
This is a messenger RNA of Apis laboriosa (Himalayan honeybee), 1208 nucleotides long. RefSeq lists its product as uncharacterized. Gene Ontology annotation, molecular function: ubiquitin protein ligase activity; ubiquitin conjugating enzyme binding; cyclin binding. Lineage: Eukaryota; Metazoa; Arthropoda; Insecta; Hymenoptera; Apidae. Gene Ontology annotation, cellular component: nucleus; ubiquitin ligase complex; cytosol. The coding region runs from base 38 to 1147 and encodes 369 amino acids. The transcript has a single exon. The record is from RefSeq and is a predicted model, not a curated record. Gene Ontology annotation, biological process: proteasome-mediated ubiquitin-dependent protein catabolic process; protein autoubiquitination; protein polyubiquitination.